AAAUGCACUGAUAUUAAACUGUGGGGUAGGUGUGCUGUUGUGCAUCCUGUGUGUGUGGAACAGGCUCAGUGGAAGUGCGUUGUGAACUCUUCUAAAUAUCAGGAAUAUAAUGUGCCAUGCCAUCGAUUUUGGACUUGAGACCAGGUUCUAGCUGCUUCCUCGUGAAAGAGAGGUCACAGGUUGGAUGUCGUCUCCUCGGCCUCCAUCAGCGUCCUGCUGACAAGAAAUAUGUCUUUCUUUUCACCUUCCUCCUCCUCCUCCUCCUCCUCCAGUGAGUGUUUGUCUCAGUGCUGCCUUCCUGUGGCCGACACUCCUCACUGCAGGUGAGAACUCUGGGUCCUCCAUAUUAAUAACAUGGUAACAUCACCUUUUGUUUUUCUGCAUUGUGUGUGUUUAACUUGCUGGGCUGGACUGCGGCAACAUCAGUGAGUAGAAACAAUAUAUUUAUAUUGAAGCAUGACAUUUUCAGAUAAGAAUUUAUCUGUUUGGCAUCUUGUUAAAUCCAAUUAUUUUCUUCUACCUAAAAAAACUGACGAGACAUCAAGAUAAAUCUUACCUCAAAGUUCAGAGUUUCCUUAAUUUCCCACAUACAUUUCUAAAAAAAAUCUAUCAAAAUAUUGAGAUAACAGACGUACACUGUGUAGAAAGUGAGUUUGCUUCCACUCAAACCUUAAAUCUUAUAAUCUUAACAGGAAGUAAAAAGUGUCAUGAAGACUAAAGUUUUGUAAUCUUUGGCAGCAUUUAAAGCAAAUAGUAAUGAAUUUCAAGAGUGUUUUAUGGACUUUUACCAUCCAAACGAUACCUGAGAUGCCAGAAGAGAGCAAAAAAAAAAAAAGGUUAUAAGACUUAACCAUUUAGCAUUUUAACGUGAAUCUGUAACUUUACCUCUGCUUGCUCUCUCUGGUGGACAACACUAGCAAAAAAAAGUCAGUAAAAGCUCUUAAGAUUCCAGCAUUUUUGAUUGAUUAUGUGACACAGGAAAUACAAAGUGAUUUUGACUAGUCUGUCAGAACUGUUUGGUCCGAAUACACCUAAUAAUCGCAAAAAUGCAUAAUCAGAGAAAAUACAUUAAUCAGACGUCAGAAUAACCACUGUUACACAAUUGGAAAACAUUCAUCUGUAAAGCCAUUAAAUGACUAAAUAAACAAAUAUAAAGGAAUUGAAGUAACUAAACUAACUAACUAAAAUAACCUUUAAUCUCUCACUGAUUCAACAUGUGCUUAAAUCUCACUGUACAGUAGAAUAUAUGAUCAUCUUAGGCAGUUUAAACACUAAGAAAAGAACAUGAAUCUCUUGUGGAAUAUACAGAGUCCGCCUUUCAACAGAAAUGUCUUCACAUGAGGGAAUAAUGCAGGAAGCCUUUAAUGGAUCUUUCCUUCUGUAAGUGGAAAGUGCGUCAUCACUCCACAUGUGACUGGUGCUAAAGAAAGCAAAAUAUAUGAUGUGAGCAUAAUUGUGGAGUCAUUGUGGUUAAUUAAAGGCGUGCAUGAAGCGACAUGCAGCUACAUUUCAAAGUGCUGUGAAAAUCAACACUGAGUCAGGCUUGGCAAGAGAACGGGGAAAGUCAGCACAGGCUCAUGAAAACCACAAAGUGUCUUUGAUUAGUGUUGUGAAAUAUAAACUUUUAAAGAAUGUUUACUAUGUGCUGCCAAGUUGAAUAAAUAAAAACACUACUGAUCUUUGUAAUGAUGGAUGACUCACGGCUUUACAUGGGAAUAAAUCAAACUUUUAUUAGGACACGGGGAGGAUGGAAUUUCAAGACCAGCAAGAAAAAAAAUCUAAUCAUCGAGCAGGAUAGGACAUAGAGUGUACAUAUCACAAACUAGCUGAACAGAAAUGGCCCCCAAAAAAAGCACAAGAAAUACUUUAAAGCCCUAUAAUACUCCAGAAAAUAUCUAACUUUUGGACAGUCUGCCCUGAAAUCUCCCAGAGUUCCCUGACACAGGCAUUGUUCCUGUUGGUUGGGGGGGUGGGGGGGUUAAGUUUUUGCCUUAAUAUCAAUGCUGCAUGUAAUUGGACACACAUCAUUGGACAAUUAGACAUAUUCUGAGUUUCAUAUGAGUGGAAAAAACAAACUGGAAGGCAGGAAAGGGCAUGCAUGAAGGUCAAACUUGUCAGUAAAUCUGUGAAAAGGCUUUUAGAUAGACAUUGAGUUUAAAGGUACUUUUUAAAUCAUGCAGUUAUUUAGUGUGAAAUGUACCUUUAACCAGGAAAUCCUUCUGACUUUAGGAGUAUAGAUAGCUUCCAAAACUUGAGGUAGUUAAAAUGGGUUUAUUUUGGUUGUGUAGCCUUGUAAGAGAGAGGGACAUUUCUUGUCCAAUAGCUGAAUUUCACCUUCAGAAACACGAUUGAAAGAAAUCACUUAAUUUCAGAGAUGGUUGAAUGGGUGUCCUUCUCUUGCUACGACUAGUGAGGGUGAUCACAUUCCAAUCAUUUAGUCGACCAACCAUGGCACUUUCCAGCUCUGUGGGUAAACAAGGUCAAGUAGUUUUUUCCGAGUGUGGCAAAUGUUAACAGCGUAAGCACCACCAGCCUUUGUUCCUUCUUGCAGGUUAACGUCCACACACGUGCCUGUGCUGAACAUACUAGUACACAACUAAUUUAACCGACUAGUAAUUCUUGCGACAUCCCCAGAUAAAACCAAACUGAUUUUGUAAAGUGACCUAACUUUGAAAUGUAAAUCUCUUAUCGUGGUUCCUUCAAAGGGUAUUUACUGUGUAUAGGUCUGAGAGAGAAUGGGCCUUAUCAGUCUCUGGUGGAGUUUCCUCUCGGACAGGAAGGGGGCUUCCUCUGCUUCCUGUGCUGUAGUGUGUUACUUUGUGUGUGUGUCUGUGUGUGUUUGUGUGUGGCCCCAGGAGAGAUUGCAAAAGAACAAUCAGUGUAGAGAGAGAAAGAACAAGAGUGAAGCAGCCGACACAAAAUCUAUAAUAACUUGGACAGAGAGCGACGGAGACACUGGAGGGAACCAUGGAAAAAUCAUCUGAGAGACAGAUACAAAGACAACAAAAGACAAACUGACUCAAAAAAAUAAUAAUCAGGAAGACCAGGACCAGGAAGGCAAGUUCAGAGGAGGACUGAUGAACGAUGGAUUAUGAACCCAAGAAAGCCAAGAAGAGUUUUGUUUCUCCUAUUAAGCGUCUGGUCUGGUCAAAAUCUGCUCGCAGGCCGGUUGAUCGAGGCAGUGUGUACCGUCGCCCGCUGCACACUGUUCCUCUUUACCCUCCUGACUACCUCAUCCACCCUGAGAGACUCAUCUUCGACUACAUAGAGAAGGAGGUCAAGUUCCUUGGCCACCUGACAUGGGUGUCAGUGUCAUUAAACCCCUCCAGCCGAGACGAGCUACUACAACUACUGGACACAGCAAGGCAGUUGAAGGUGCUGCCGUUGAAGACCAGCGUGGAUCAGGACUGUAUCCUGAGUUUAUCCGCUCGCUGUCUGCUGCUGACAUGGAGAGACAACGAGAAGCUGCUGGUGAGGAUUCCCACGCAUGAGAUUGCCGCUGCCUCCUACCUGAGAGAUGACGCGCUGCACCUGCUGGUCCUGAAGACAGGUCUGAACGUUGAUACAGUUGUCGCAGGUGACGACAGCCUGGACAGGAAAAAAACAACAGGCGUAGAUGGUCGACGUCAAACCAUGAGUAAUGCUGACCCCCGGCCUGCAGGGGGCACAAUGGAGCGAAGACACACCAUCUGUGGAGUGGACUGGAGGCCGUCCCUGUCCAGGAGUAACCACGACAAAAACCAGAAUGUGGAUAGAGGUGGAGUGGGAGUGGGAGUGGGAGUGGGAGCAGGAGGAGGUGGAGGUGGAGAGAGAGCAGGAGGAGGGAGUCUGGAGAGGAAGAGAGUGGGAGGGAGCUGGGAGAGGAGGCAGCAAACACGUAAAACAGGAGGAAGCUGGGAGAACCGCAGAGCGAGACCCAUGAGUGGGAGCUGGGGAGUGGGAGUAGGAGUAGGAGGAGGUGCCGGAGGCAGUUGGGAAAAGAGGCAUGGUGGAGGUGGAGGAGGUAGCUGGGAGAGGAGGGGAGGUGGUGGAGGAGGAGGCGGCGGGGGGAGUUGGGAGCGGCGGCAAGCCUGCACAGGAAGUUGGGAACGGGGGAAGAGUUAUGGCAGUUGGGAGAGGAGGAACCACAAUCCACUGGAACCAACGCCCUGCCCGGACGCCUACUGCAACCUGGUCAUCCUGGCUGUGGAGAACAAGGAGGCCGCAGAGGAGUACUGCUCUCUGAUCUGUCAGAUGUUCCAGAUCAUUUACGGCCAUCAGACCAUUGAGUGUGUGGACAGAGCAGGGUUUCACCACACCAUGCCCGACCGCUUUUGGCUGCAGAGAAGUGACAGCUGUCUGACUGACAUGUCCUACAGUUAUGAUCCAGACUUUAGCUGCUGCAGCUCAUAUGAUGGUUCCCAGGAUGCCUUUGAGCUCUACUACAGUGAGACGUACAGUGAGAGUUCAUCUCUCUCUCUGCAGGACUCCCAUCGCAGUCUGGCUUCAGUCAGCGACGGAGGAGACAGUAACCCUGCUCUGCUGCUGAUGCAGGAGUACAUGAUAACACUGCGUAACAAGCUGAAUCCGGUGGAGUUGCAGCACUUUGCCGUGUUGCUGAGAGAAUAUAGAUUGGGAUCAAACAUCGACUACUUCUGCUCUGAGUUGCUGCAACUGUACGGAGACAACCGCAAGUUCCUGCUGAUGGGUAUGCGCCCGUUCAUCCCUGAUAAGGACGUCGGGGUGUUUGAGGGUUUCCUGGAGAGCAUUGGGAUCCGGGAGGGCGGGAUUUUAACCGACAGCUUUGGACGAAUCAAACGCAGCAUGAGCAGCACGUCGGCCACGGCCAUGAGAGGCAGGUAUGACCACAGCUCGAUGGCGUCGGGAUCUCAGGAAUUCAACCGACGCAUCACAGACAUCACCCACGACAUCCAGGCGCUCGGCUUCCAGGACACACACGGUGACAUCGAGGAGGAAGACUACUACCUCUGAUGGAGGGAUGAAGGGGAAACACAGACACAGUGUGACACAGUGUUUGAACUUUCUGUGUGACCGAGUUCUCUCCUUCGACAGAGAAAUAAACUGUAAAUAAGU
This is a messenger RNA of Labrus bergylta (ballan wrasse), 5073 nucleotides long. RefSeq names its product CCM2 like scaffold protein (gene ccm2l). The record is from RefSeq and is a predicted model, not a curated record. Lineage: Eukaryota; Metazoa; Chordata; Actinopteri; Labriformes; Labridae. Gene Ontology annotation, biological process: heart morphogenesis.